This is a messenger RNA of Theobroma umbraticum, 1284 nucleotides long. RefSeq lists its product as uncharacterized. The record is from RefSeq and is a predicted model, not a curated record. Lineage: Eukaryota; Viridiplantae; Streptophyta; Magnoliopsida; Malvales; Malvaceae. Gene Ontology annotation, biological process: regulation of RNA metabolic process. Gene Ontology annotation, molecular function: ribonuclease inhibitor activity.
UCAGACGGAAAAAAGAGGACCCCGUGCUGGACCGAUCGGUACGGAAUUCGUGAAAAGGCUCUUGUUUUGCCAUUGCUAGCCAAGACAAAACGCGACAUCGAGCUUUCCUCUCUAAAACCCGCCGAUUUAACCCGCUCCCUUACCUCAUUCAGCUCUCACUCGGUCCCCAAUUCAAACAAAAAGGAAAAAUGCAAAGCGCUGGCAAACUUGCUAUGGUUUUAGGAACCCGAACAUUUCUUCUCAAUUCCAAUCGCCGAUUCCCCUCCUCAUUCACUCAAAUCAACUCAUCUCCCCUCUCUUCUCUUCAAUGCCAACUUCACACAGACGCUUCCUCAGGGAUGUGGAGAGGAUGUAAUUUUCCAAUGCAACAGCAUCCUGUUCAAUCGACGAUGUCAAGGACAUAUUUUUCUACGGAAGCAGUAAGCGCAAAUGCCAAUCAUGCCGCCUGCAAGCAAACUGAAAACGCUAUGAAGUAUGUGUUUAAUGAAAAUAUAAGUGCAGAAAAAUCUAGAAAUCUUGAUUACUGUUGGAUAGCUGUCCCUGCAGGAAGCCGUAUGGCUGCCAUUGCCGCUGCUGAUGCUUGUGAUUCAAAUGCAGCACUUUUGGUGAGUGGUAGCCUGCGUGCUCUAGAACCAAUCUUCAAGAUCUAUGGCCAGCAUCGUGCAUUCUCAGGACCCAUUGUAACCCUUAAGGUAUUUGAGGACAAUGUGUUUGUCAGGCAGCUUCUUGAAACCAGAGGUGAAGGAAGAGUGUUGGUUAUAGAUGGCGGGGGAAGCACAAGAUGUGCUUUGGUCGGAGGGAAUUUGGUACAGUCAGCUCAAAACAUGGGGUGGGCUGGUAUUGUUGUGAAUGGCUGUGUGAGAGACGUGGAUGAGAUUAAUGCAUGUGAUAUAGGGGUUUGAGCACUGGGAUCUAAUCCCUUGAAAUCAAACAAGAAGGCUGUUGGUGACAAGCAUGUCCCGAUUCGCAUUGCAGGAACCUUGAUCCAUGAUGGGGAAUGGCUGUAUGCUGAUAGCGAUGGCAUUCUUAUCUCGAAAACAGAACUAUCUGUCUAAUGCAGCAGUUACCGAGCCAAAAAGGGGAUCGAACUUUUAGUCACUGGCAUCAUCCUAAUUGUCAGUCGGAUAGGAAGAUUUUCUUGUUUAAACAUAUUUUAGCUUUGGGAUAAAAAUACAGUUGUAUAUUCUUGAAAGAUGAAUGUGCAAGGUUGAUUGAAGUUGGAGUUCUUCGUUACUUUGCUGAUAAGGUUUCAAGUUUCCCUUAUUGUGACCGAGAUUAUGCAUA